Molecule: messenger RNA, 501 nt
Organism: Gastrolobium bilobum
Lineage: Eukaryota; Viridiplantae; Streptophyta; Magnoliopsida; Fabales; Fabaceae
Exons: 2
Coding region: 1-360 (119 amino acids)
Source: RefSeq, a predicted model, not a curated record
AUGGCUUGCUCUUUAUCAUCUUUGUGUAGCUUAAACCAAGCUUUUUGCAGGCAUAAGUUCUUCCAAUACCCCAAAAUAAGAUCCCAAAGUUUUAGGGACAAUGGGAAGCCAGCAAACAUUGUUGAUGCAAACCUGAGUGUCUUAAGGGAAAGAAUUCAACAAGUGAGAAAAAGGGAAAAGCUUAUACAUACAUGUGGGUGGAAUUAUAAGCAUAAUUAUGACCCUAAGUACAGGAGAGAUUCUAUGAUAUCUCAGGCUGCAGAGAUUAUGGGUUUGGCAUGUGGUGCAAUUGGGCUUGUCUUUCUUAUUGGUUCUCUUAGCAUCUGCCUCGUGUCCUUCCUUGUUUAUAUAUGCAAGUGAUAAGAUAUCUAAGAACCAUAUCCUCUUGUUGUCUGUAUCUUCUGUAUUAUUUGGAUUAAUUUUUAGGGUAGAAUCAUAUGUAUUCAUAGCCUAGAACUGAUAUAAUCCGUGGUUUGAAGAAGGGCUUCUUAUCAUGUAUUA